AUGAGCGUCGGGGGCACAGUAUAUGCACACAGAUAUCGAUAUGUGUACAUUGAAGGAGAAGCUGAUUUGAUUGCGAGGGCUCGACUGGAACUGGAUGAAAUGUGUCUGCAAAGAUUAGAACACAAGUACAAUGAAGAAAAAGGAAACACCGAGCAUUUAGUUAACUACAUUCAUCAUAUUCCAGAGGAAGUCGCCGAAAAAAUGCGCUUCCAGCGAGUGUUCAAUGAAGCAAUGCGCAGAAGGAAAAGAUGUGGUGUCCAAAUCGACCAUCAACGGAAUCCGCACACCGACGAAGACAAUCCACCGAUGGAAAUCCGUGGACGCGCAAACCGAAUCCGUGAAGGAAAACGUUGUUUGGAUAACGGGAGAAACGACAGCGACCGACAGAAUCUCUGGAGAUCCAGGACAAAUUCAGAAGGCUCGAAUUGA
Messenger RNA from Caenorhabditis remanei, 429 nucleotides. RefSeq lists its product as uncharacterized. NCBI's taxonomy places the organism in Eukaryota, Metazoa, Nematoda, Chromadorea, Rhabditida, Rhabditidae. The record is from RefSeq and is a predicted model, not a curated record. The transcript is spliced from 2 exons. Bases 1 to 429 code for a protein of 142 amino acids.